This is a messenger RNA of Ectocarpus siliculosus, 3426 nucleotides long. The record is from the annotation of a GenBank genome assembly. Lineage: Eukaryota; Phaeophyceae; Ectocarpales; Ectocarpaceae.
AUGGCGUGCGAAGACAGAGAAGCCGCGGUCGCGCAGGAGAAGCCCGCCACGACGCCUUUGUCCCCAGAGGAAGACGAGAGUGUUGAUGAUGAGCGCAAGGCGACCUCAGAGCCUGAGGCCGGCACUGAAGGAACUUCAGCCCUCGCUGCAGUUGCCAAACCUACGGCGACCACGUCGUCGGCCUCUUUGGAGAGGGGAGGUUCCUGCCAGCACGUGGCAACAGGGACCGGGGAACAGCCGCUUCAACAAGGAAAUUCCCAGAAUUCUUCGAGGGAAGCUUCAGUUCUCUACGUCGGUGGCGCUAGGGCCCGGAGCGCAGGCGGCGGCGGCGGCGGCGGCGGCAGCAGGCAGCGUCAACCUCAGCCAGUGGCACCGAGUGGGGGAGGGGGGGGGGAGCAGCUGCAACAGUCGGUCGCACCUAGCGAGCCAAACACCGCGGGAAAGGAUGGCGGCGGCGGCGGUGGUUCGCGCAGACGCCCGAGAAAAGGCCUGCUUGCCUCGCGCGGUGCGUUCCCGAGCAAGGGGCCUCCUGCACCUCUUGGAAGGGGCGGCAGCAGCCUGUUGGGCGGCUACGUGAUCCAACAGGGUGGGUCGUUCAGGGGCGGUGGGGGGGAGGCGAGUGGGUUGUUCCCAGGAGCGGACGGGUUGGCCGGUGGAGGGCGGGGGACCAGCGGACACGGUGGACAGCAGGCCUCAUGGGGACGGGCCGGCGAUAGGCCCAUGUCCUUGCACCAGAAAUUCAACGCGAUGGUUGGGAUUCAACGGGAGUCUUCCUCCAGGGAGGAAGAGGGGACGCAAGUCCUCGACAGCCUCAACCACGACCCGUCUCUGCGCCUUCACUACGGCCUCCACGUUACGUUUCAGGCGGUCCAGGGGGAGAAUGGGUAUUUCAUGUCGCUCGACAUGGAGACAGGCGGGGUGUCCAUGAUACCGUUGCAUGAGCUCCAAAAGAACAACCAGGUGACCUUCAAGAUGAUCGAUCUCGAGGAUCCGGAGUCCUACCGGUCCAUCUUCUACGGAAAGCCGGUGUGGCUGCAGAUCGUUCCGGGGCCCGGCGAGCCAACGUGGAGGGACGGGAGCGUCCUUGGCGCCCGCGUGCACGGCCCUGGCAUGCUGCCGACCGUUGUCAUAGAUCCGAACGAUGCCGCGGCGGCAUCAUCGAUGGCCCACCAAACAGCACACUCCCGCCCGGGAACAUCAGAGAGUACUCCCGGCCCCGGCACGCGUCGCCCCGUUUCGACGCACGGGGCCUCCUCUGGAAGGGGAAACACAGGCUGGAAUGCCCGUGACAGUCCUGGUGGAGGGGGUGGGUGGGCAGAGUCUAGUUUUCUUCCUGGGGGCGGGGGCGGGGGCGGGGGCGGGGGAGGGGGAGAGGUUGUCGGAGCUGGAAGGGUAAGCUCAGCCGUGGGCGGGGGAAACACAGAUGCGAAUCGACCGGUGGGGGUGCCGUACCCGUUUAAGGCGGCGGGUUCCAAGCACGGGGGCGCCGGCGGGACGGCCAACGAGACUCUCCUGAGGGCCAUGAACAAGAGCGCGAUCGUCAACUGCCGCUGGACCGUACGACCGGUCCGCUCAGACGGGCAGUCCCUCCUGGGCAAGGAUGGGAAGGAGGUUUCCAACCUCGACUACGUCUACCUCGAGCAGGACUUCUUCUACAUGACGAGGGUCAGCGAAAACGCCUCGGUUGUCUUGAAAGCCCUGUCGCACAACAACCGUUCCGCGGGAAGCAACGGCGGCGGCGGCGGCGGCAGCGCCAGCGGCAAGAGGGGGACCGCCCAGAAGCACCACCCGGUGGGCCGGAGAGGUGUCUUCAAGCUGCAGGUUGCUGAUGCCGAUGAACUCAGACCCGGAGAAGAGCGCUCCGCCGCCCUCAUGCGGAAGGCCAAGCGGGGCCUGAAGCGAUCCGAAGCCCGCAGGAGCGGCCACCGCACCUACGUCCACAAGCAGCGGCCGCAGGACCGCCUCACGAGCGGAGCCGCCUUCCCCCGCGAGAUCCGCGUCCGAACGACGCACUUCGUGUCGGAGUCCGCGUCCAGAGCCAUCUCAAGCGCGUCUCACUCCCCCCACCGUGGGGGGGGCGCCGGGGGAGGGGAAGAAGGAGGAGUGGUAGGGUACUCUCGAAGCGGGGUGAGCCUGGGAGGGAGCUGGGACGGGUUUGGGGACGGCGGCGGGGGUUCUGCUUGGCUGAGCGCGGGGUCGUGGGGCACGGACGUGCUGCAGGCCAUGACGGACUUUGCGAGGGCGGGGGCCGAGAGAGGGGUGACCGCGAGUCACGCUCGGGUAUUGAGGGAGUGGAAGCAAAGGUGGGGCCCCUUGGGGACGAUAUGGUCUCAGGCCGACGACCACAGCAGCCGAGGAACCACGGGCGACUCCAGCGACAGCAACGGGGAAGGCGAAGACGGAGGCGGUGACGAGGGACACGGCUGGUCCCUCGUGUCGCCCAUGUGCUCCCGCUGCCGCUACCUAACGGCGCACCCGCUCACGCCGCCCCCUCCCGCGGGGACGAUCGGCACCUGUUCCUCUCGCUCUCUGUCUUCCUCCGCCUCGAUGACCACGACCACGACCACGGACGAGGCGGAGGUUACGCUCGGGCGCUAUUGCCUCUGCACCGUGAACCGUGAAAUUCAGACCGAAGUGCUUCAGGGAGACGCCAGCGGCGGCCACGCCAGAGCAGCCACGGCGGAACCGGGAGCAGCCCUUUCGGUUGGUACCGAAGCGGGCCACGAACCCUCCGUUUCCUCUCCAACUGCAGAGGGAGGUGCCCCAUCCGGAUCUCCGGCCGCUAGCCGCAUGUCGACCCCGGCCGGUGGGGCUGCUUCCGGCAUGAACGCGUCUGAAAUGGGCGGAGAGCUGGCGCUGGAAGGGGCAGGGAGGCCCGUAGGCGGGGCAUCAGAGAGAAACACCAGCCUGGGGGGUGGGGGCGGGUGUGGGGGCGGGUUGUCGAGGAUGCCUUCCUCGAACACGCUUGCGUUGGCGGCGGGAGGGUUUGCUGCGGGCGGAGCCGGCGGCGCGAUCGGCGGGCUCAAGAGGGCGAGGGACCGGCGUGCAGACAGGAGGAAGAAGAAGGACCCUUUCGAGGCCCUGGAGGAGCGCCUAUUGGACGGGUUUAGUUUGGAGAGCAUCACCAAGCGGCUUCAGCAGCAGGAUGAGACGCUCCAAAAGGGGGUUCGGCACGUGGAGAGAAUGGAGUCGCGGCGGCACGAGCCCGGUCGAAGGUCGAACGAGGAGCACCAGCGCUACCUCAUGGUGCAGAAGAAGCGCUUCGAGGCAGUCGUCAGCGAUUCCAUCGCAGAAUCCAUCACCGGGAGUAGUCUGAGUGCGGGUGACGAGAGGGGGUCGGAAGACGCCCCAAUGGUAGACGACGCACGAGGUGCAAACGUCGUAGCAGCGAGUAAAAAAGUAGCGAGUGAUGAAAAUGCCGAUUGA